AUGAAUAUAUUUUAUGAAAGAGAUGAAAACACUACAGAUAACAUUGAAUACACAUCAAUCGAUAAUUUAUUAAAUAAUGAUAAUGAGUUUCGUUCUAUAAUGGAUACUAGUAGUAUCCAUCUAAUAACCAAUAUGCAUGAUGACACACCACUUGCCAGUACAUCAGAAAAUUCAACAAGUUUUCAAUCUGUUGAUAACGAUCAAUUAAAAAACCUCCUUAUAGAAUGGAAUCUUGAUUGUUUGUACCAAAUAUGUAUAGAGCAACAAAUGGAUUUAGAGGCCUUAGGGCUAAUGAAUGAUAAUCAUUUCAAUAUAUUGUUGUCAAAUGUUCCACUGGGACCCAGAAUAAAAUUUGAAAGCAAAGUUAAAAAAUAUCAGGCAUCAUUAAUUCAAAACUCAGAACACACCACAGUUUAUAAGACAUCUGCAAUUAUUAUAAAUAAUGCUGAUGAAAUUUCUCAAAAGGUCUCAAAAGUUACAACUGAAAAUCAAAUUUUUCAAUUACAUACCAUUUUGAAAAAUUAUCCUCAAGGAUCUUUUGUUCUGAACUAUUUUGAAAAACAUAACAUUCUCAAUGAGAGUUGUAGAAAUGUAUUAGUGGAAAUUAUCAUUAAUGACCUAAUAAAAAGAGAAUCCCAUAUGACAUUUAGGUUGGCUAAUUUAGUAGCUGAUGCUAUAAUUGGAACUUUUCCCACAGAAAUCAAAGAUACUUAUUUUCUAAAAGAUGCCAAAAAUAGUUCACCUAAAGGCAAAUUAUAUGCCAAAUAUUAUAAUACCAUAAGGUAUAUGAAACAAAAUGGUUUAAUACCUGCAGCAAUUGGUAAAGAGAGAUCUUCAAAACCAUUGAGUCGUACAAUAGACAAAGAUAAUAGUAUACUCGCUACUGACCCUGAUUCUGAAUUAGUGUCGACAUAUCUAAAUGAUAAAGAUCUAACAUGGCCAGAAAUAGAAGAAAUUUGGAGAAAAACUAUUAAUUACCGUCUAAAUUAUAUAAAACAAAAUAAUGCUACAGACAUUUUUAAUAAAUGGCAACAGUAUACUCAACCAAUGGGUUAUAAACUUGUUGAUAUAGAUUUUCAAAAUGUGUUUAGCGAUUACACAAAUUUCAAAACUGUUUUUGAAGAGAAUAUGAAUAAUUUAAUUAACAUUUUGAAAGAGAGAGUAAGAGAUUGUGAAAGCAAAAAAUUAUUAGAAACAUUUAGUUCAAUGCAAAAUAUGUCAACUGAUUCAAAAACGUUGAUAAUAAUGUAUUUAUUGCAUUGUAUUUUCAUUCCCACCUCAAAAAAAUCAACUAAAGAUAGUAAUGGAAAAAGAGGUUUCAUAAAAUUUAGUAUAAGGGACUCACAGAAUUCAUUCCUGGUUGUAACUCCAACAGCGGUGGAGAUGGAGUUAACAUUGAAAAAGAUGGCUGAAAACGGUCCAUUACAGCCAUGCUUGUUAGUUGUAGGAUCAUUAUUUGAUCCUAAACAAAUUCUAGUGUAUUUCGAUAAUAUUAAAUACAAAAUGUUUUCUGCCUACAAGGCGUUUGAUAUAUGUUUUAAGAUAUUCCAUGUCUUCAACGUGGAAUAUCCUCUAGAAUCUGGUGACGUAUGGCUGUUUAUACAAACUUUUUUUUACAAUAUAACAACUAAGUAUGAUAAGUCAAACGUAUUAUCAAAACAAAUUUCAAAUGAAUUAAAAUCAAAAUUAAUAUGAUAAAAUGUGUAGAAUAUAAUAUAAGGUAUACACAUAGUAUAGACUGUAGAGUAUAGGUAGGUACCUAGAUAUAUUACCAUUUACCAUUAGAUAAUACUUUCUGUUUUUGAUAUGAUGAUUAUAAAUAACUUUGUUAUUAUUUCUUUGUAAUCGUGUUAUGAAUACCUAUUAUACAUUUUAUUAAAUAUUAUAUACCUACCUAUACAGCUUAUGAAAUUGUCAAAAAAAAAAAAUUAUAAUAAUAAAUAUUAAAUAAUAUACAUAAUAAUAGUUAAUAUACCUGCUUGUUUUUAUAUAUAAUAUUAGUUUUUUUGUUUUUGUUAUUAUAAUAUUAUCUAAUAACCUGUUACUUAUAUUAUGUUAUUUUAAAUUAAUUUGCUUAUUGUGUAACUAUUUUGUAUUUAUAAUCUAUAUAUAGCCAUAUAGGCACAUAAUAUUGUUAUUGUUAGUUGUGCACUUGUAUAUACCUACUAGACUAGUGACUAUAAAUAAUAAUUAUGUAUAUAGUUAAAUUGCCAAACUACAAUAUUAUACAUACUUAACUAAUUGCAUGUACGAUGUACAUCUAUACUUCUAUAGGUACCUACAGAUUUAAUUUUUUAUAAAUUACCUUUAGGUAUACCUAAUACUUAAUAUGUGUAUUGUUUAAUAAUAAUUAUAAUAUUAUACACUAUUUUUAAUGUUAAUAUAUAAUAUAUUUGUGUUACUGUGU
Molecule: messenger RNA, 2407 nt
Organism: Metopolophium dirhodum (rose-grain aphid)
Lineage: Eukaryota; Metazoa; Arthropoda; Insecta; Hemiptera; Aphididae
Exons: 6
Coding region: 1-1695 (564 amino acids)
Source: RefSeq, a predicted model, not a curated record